UGACGUUGCUCUCCGUCACACGAACCGGGUCGCGCAGGAGGUUAGGGACCCUGUUUGGCACGGUGUUGGCAAGACGUCACUCCUCCCUCACAAAUGAACUAAUUGAAAACAUGGACAAGAAAGCCACCUGGGAUCGAUUCUACACCGAAAACAGCAGCCGGAUGCCCGAAUUUGAGAACUUCGAGUGGUUCUUUGGGUUCAACUCGGUCCAGGAUUUUAUCAUGCCGUUUCUACGCUCCAGGUCCAGUUCAGACACCUUGGUCCGAGUCCUGGAUAUGGGCUGUGGUACCUCCGCCUUUGGACCAUCCAUAUACAGGCACUCUCCCUUCCCUGUCCGGGUAACGUGUGCAGAUAUCUCCCCUGUGGCAGUGCAACUGAUGCAGGAGAGUAUCCGAGCCAAAGCCGCAGCACCUCAAAACCCUUCUUCCCAGCUCGAGGUUUUGGAACUGGAUUGCACCGAGCUCUGUGGGUACUUUGGGUCUAAUAGCGUGGACCUUAUCGUGGACAAGGGUACGACAGAUGCCUUGUUGAGGUCAAGGGAAGGGCAAGGAAAGGCCAGCCAAGUGCUGAAGCAAUGUCUGAGGGUGCUGCGAAGCGAUGGUUCUCUUCUCCAGUUCUCUGAUGAAGACCCCGACGCCAGGCUGCUGUGGCUGGAGAGUGAAGGACGGGAGCCCGGGGUCACGGCAGCAGAUGUGGGCGUACAUGAGAUCGGGGAGAUGCGGGGAAUGCAUUAUUACUGCUACCAAGUCACACCUCGUCCUGUCUUACAUUGAUUACUGUGCUGCCUGCUAACUGUUGUGGCUCCUGGCGAGCUGUCAAUGUGACACGAAUGUAAAGAAAAGAUUUCAUCUGCACUUCACUGCACUCAAUGAAACCAUCCAUCCAUCCAUCCAUCCAUUAUCCAAACCGCUUAUCCUGCUCUCAGGGUCGCGGGGAUGCUGGAGCCUAUCCCAGCAGUCAUUGGGCGGCAGGCGGGGAGGCACCCUGGACAGGCCGCCAGGCCACCACAGGGCUCAAAGAAAGCAGUUUUAACCUUUCAUUAGUGUGAACUGACCAUUUACAGAUCUGUAAUGCUGACUAAACUUCCCAUUAAAAUAGAUUAACAAAGUGAUGAGCACGGUUACAGGUUCGACUAUGUCUCUCAGAUACAUAGUUUAGGUAUUUAUACACAUGUUUUUCAUUCAGCCAUUGAUACAUUGUUCAUUAUUACAGUUUUUCCAUUACCAGUGGAGCGCUUUUCCAAAACCUGAUUUGGAAAGUGUAGCAUAUAUAAAGUUAUUUUUAUUAUCAGUGGAUGUGACAGAUGAGUUUUUAACUUUUAUCCACACGUGUGUUAAAAUUGACGCUAUUCUAGUAUUUUAGGUAUCUCAGGCUGCUUCUCAUUCGGGACCAGUAAGGCCUCUAGUACAACAUGACGUAGCCAGCAGAGUUUAUCUUGCCAUAUAUGGGAACUAAACUGACACGAGACAGGUGACUCCAUGCAAUCUCUUCCAACAUCAUGUAUCAUCAAGUCCACAGACAGCACAACAACAGCAAGCACACAGUAUUAUAUAGACACGCAAUGUCUGCAGAGGUUAUGGCUGCAUUACUGACGUCAGAAUCAACUUUUAUUGGCCAAGUGUGCUUAUGCAUACGAGGAAUGUGACUCCAGUUUACAGCAGCUUCUAGCACCUACAUAUAACACUAAAAAAAAGCAACAAAAAAGAAAAGAAAUGAAUGGAAUAAUACAGAGAAUACUGGAGUAGAGUAUGUAUGCACAAACUAUGUCACAACUAUACAGAGUUUUGUGAUGGCUGAAUAAUUUAUAACUUAUGCUUAUAUAUUAUAUACUUAUAUACUAAAAUAUAAACUAUAUAUUUAUCUAUUCUAUAAUUGUAUACUAUUUUAUUUAUUUAUGUUAUAACAAUAAAAGG
This is a messenger RNA of Lampris incognitus (smalleye Pacific opah), 1913 nucleotides long. Its product is annotated as citrate synthase-lysine N-methyltransferase CSKMT, mitochondrial-like. Bases 111 to 773 code for a protein of 220 amino acids. NCBI's taxonomy places the organism in Eukaryota, Metazoa, Chordata, Actinopteri, Lampriformes, Lampridae. The record is from RefSeq and is a predicted model, not a curated record. The transcript is spliced from 2 exons.